UAACACAGGGCGGCGAAUGAUGAGCAAUGGGCUGAAAGAAACCUAGGAAUGAGGCCUAAGCUGGUAAUCGAUAGGCAGCAAAUCGGCCCGUAAGAAAGCCAAUGUAAGCAAAUAUCGUCCAACAAGGAUCCGUGUGACGGAUUAAAUCUAUUGCUUUUUCUCGAAUAUUUGGUAUUUAUGAUCCAAGAUAAUCCAACGUCUUAAGCCUUCCCAUGGCCGGAUAGUCUUUCCUGAGAUUUAACACGGGCGACGAUGAAGGUAGAUAUCUCUCUGGUCUUACUUGCGCUCGGCAUCAAGGUGAGAUGCGAAUCCUUCGACUACGUAAUAGCCGGGGCUGGAACUUGCGGUCUCGUACUUGCGAAUCGGUUGUCUGAAGAACUAAAUAUCAGAGUUGCGGUCAUCGAGCCGGGUGGUGAUGUUCGUCAUAAUCCUAACGUCACCGACGUUACCAGGUUCCUUCGCGCCUUUGGUACCGAUAUCGAUUGGCAAUAUACCACGACGCCGCAGCCAGGCGCAAGCAAUAGAUCACUUGCUUAUCACGCGGGCCGAGCCAUAGGCGGGACCUCAACAAUAAAUGGUAUGACGUACAUCCGAGGCGACAAAGCCGAAUUCGACGCCUUGGAAGCUCUCGGAAACAAAGGCUGGAACUGGGAUACAUUAUAUUCUUACUUCAAACGUGUUGAACGCUUCUCACCGCCCACAGCAGCACAGACGUCCGAGGGUGGUGCGAGUUUCAAUCCAGAAUACCAUGGCGAAGAUGGUCCUUUAACUACAGGGUUCCCAUUCGAGCUUCUGAAUGGGUCAUUCCAUGAACUGGCUCGAGAGGCUUGGCAAAAACUUGGAUAUCCCUUGAAUCCCGACGUAAAUAGCGGGGAGACGCGCGGGUUUGACGUGUGGCCCCAGACGCUGGAUAGAGAUGCGGAUAUCCGCGAAGACGCCGCUCGUGCCUAUUACUACCCCAUUGAGCAAAGACCCAAUCUCAAGAUUAUCAAGGGGACAGUGACGAAAUUGACUUGGGCAAAUUCAUCCACGGCUGGUAGCUUACUUUCGGCUGAUGGAGUCGAGUAUCGUGACUCUAACAACAAAACGGCUACCCUUAGCGCAACAAAAGAAGUCGUGCUGUCCGCCGGGGCACUGAGAACCCCGCUAAUACUGGAAUCAUCUGGCGUUGGGAAUCCCGAGAUCCUCAAGAAGUAUGGUAUAGAGACGAAGAUAGAGCUCAAUGGGGUGGGAGAAAACCUACAAGACCAGCCCAACACAGCGUUGGAAUAUUCCUCGAACUUCAAUGUGACAGGAACUGCCCCUUACGCAACAUUUGUUACGGCCCAAGACAUAUUCGGUAACCAGACUUCCACCGUAGCAGCAGCGACCGAUGCCAAGCUUUCUGAAUGGGCUCAGAGGGUCUCGGACGUCAAUGGAGGAGCCAUUAGUCCUAGUCAAUUAGAAAGGAUAUUCCGAGUGCAGCAUAAUCUCAUUUUCAACAAGAAUGUUACGAUCGCCGAGUCUCUAACAUCGGGUUCGGGUUCGAUCCUCAUAUCUGCGUUUUGGACGUUACUGCCUUUCUCCCGGGGCAGUGUUCAUAUCAAAUCGGCCGAAGAUAUUGAAGACCCCAUCAUUGAUCCAAAAUACUUAUUCAUCGACUUUGACCUCACCGUUCAAGCUGGGAUCGGUCGCACUUCGCAGGGCCUUUGGUACACGGAACCGAUCAGUAAUACGGUUGUCAGUUAUUUAGUCCCCGGGGAUGCAGAUCUGCCUCGCAAUGCCAGCGAUGCUCAGUGGGCAGCGGCCCUCGGGCCUCUAGUAUCGCCAAAUCAUCAUGCACUUGGUACGGCUUCCAUGAUGUCGCGAGAGCUUGGUGGUGUUGUGGACCCGAAGCUGAAAGUCUUUGGGACUUCGAACGUUCGAGUUGUUGAUGCGUCUGUGUUGCCGAUGCAGAUUAGUGGCCACUUAACCGCGACGCUCUACGCUGUGGCUGAGAGAGCGGCAGAAUUAAUCAAGAAUUCAUAGCCUAGCUGCAUCCUGAUUGAAAUAGCUGAAGUAUACAGUUCUAAUUCGGUAGCCAAUUUUUGAUGUCUUUAAUAACAGCACUGCAUGUUACAAAAAGGGGGUUGUGCUUACGUAAUGUAUUCUAUGAAUUCUGAGCUCUGUUCAAAGUUCCAGGGAGUAAACAUUGAAUUGCAACGAAG
Annulohypoxylon truncatum is the source of this 2186-nucleotide messenger RNA. RefSeq names its product putative GMC oxidoreductase. Gene Ontology annotation, molecular function: flavin adenine dinucleotide binding; oxidoreductase activity, acting on CH-OH group of donors. NCBI's taxonomy places the organism in Eukaryota, Fungi, Ascomycota, Sordariomycetes, Xylariales, Hypoxylaceae. Bases 253 to 2007 code for a protein of 584 amino acids. The transcript has 3 exons. The record is from RefSeq and is a predicted model, not a curated record.